Molecule: messenger RNA, 174 nt
Organism: Heterobasidion irregulare TC 32-1
Lineage: Eukaryota; Fungi; Basidiomycota; Agaricomycetes; Russulales; Bondarzewiaceae
Exons: 2
Coding region: 1-174 (57 amino acids)
Source: RefSeq, a predicted model, not a curated record
AUGCAAGAGCUUGCGCGCGACUAUUCGAGAGAACUCAUCACUCCGUCAGGAGUUUUGUAUCUGGACAUGGCUCCAGAUACAAUAUGCAUCGUGCAAGUCGGGUUGCGCAUGACGGCCGUCGGCGCGUGUUGGUCAAGUUCUUUUCUUAUUCUUUUGUUCAGCCUUCGUUGGUAG